Molecule: messenger RNA, 3736 nt
Organism: Hydractinia symbiolongicarpus
Lineage: Eukaryota; Metazoa; Cnidaria; Hydrozoa; Anthoathecata; Hydractiniidae
Product: uveal autoantigen with coiled-coil domains and ankyrin repeats protein-like
Exons: 2
Coding region: 121-2637 (838 amino acids)
Biological process (GO): negative regulation of transcription by RNA polymerase II
Cellular component (GO): NuRD complex
Source: RefSeq, a predicted model, not a curated record
GUUUUAAUUCAUUUACGAAAGAAGCAUUUUGGAGAAGAAGCGUGUGUUACUUUUAAAAUAUUUCAAAUAUUUGUAAUCUUUGGAGUAAUCGAAUGUAACUUCUUGUACUUACCUUGGUAUAUGUUAUAUGUGUCAAAACAAUGUUUUUAUAUUAGUUCAUUUAUAAAUGUGCAAGAAAGAAAGGUUUAUGUUGACAACACCAUGUCGGCAUCAGCUGAAGUUGCCACUGUUGAAAAACUGGAGAGAAAUAAUAGUUCAUUGAAACCUGAAGUCAACACGAUUGACACAAGCCCUAUAGAUUUAAAGAAUGAUAAAUUAUAUAAAAAAGACUUAGAAAAUGGGAUUCACAACACGGCCGCAAGAAUUAAUGGAGUUAACGUUGAUGACAUGAGCCAAAUAAAAAACUUGGAAAAAGAUGUUUCCGAAGUGGACGAAUUUAUUAACGGUAAUACAAAUAAAGAAAAAGCACCUGAGGAGGUAAAAGAUUCUGCGAUGGAGAACAAAUAUGAUAACCAUGAAAUACCUACAGAGGAGGAAACUCUUAAAGAGACGAAGACGCCCAAAGAGUUAGUAUCACCUGAGGAAGAGAAAAUACAUCAGGAGGCGGAAACACCUAAGGAGGAGAAAACACAUAAGGAGGAGCUCACAACUGAGGAAGAGGUCAUGCCUAAGGAAACGAAAACACCUGUAGAGGAUGUCACACCUAAGGAAGUAGACAUACAUAACGAGGUGGAGCCACCUAAGGAGAACGAAACCUGUAAGCAGGUGAGCCCUGUGGAAAAAUCUAAGGAGAAGGAAAAACUUAAGGAGGAGGAGGCAAAAGAAUUAGAAAACAAACUUUUAAACGAAGAUUCCAGUGAUGCAGGCACAGAAAGUGUGUUGGACGAGGAUAAUUUAUUAAAUAGUGAUGACGACACUCUAAUGAUUGCUGAACAAGAUGAAAAACCCCAGGAGGAUAAAAAAUGUACGUCUUUUGAGCCAGAUUUGAGUUGUCAGGACAAAGCAGUUGAUUCUCCAUGUACUAAAGGCAAAGCAGAACUAAAACAUGAAAAUGAUGGUAUUAAGAUAGAGGGUAUUGAGAGCAAAGAAGAGAGCGAUAAAGCUAUAUGUGAACCUUCUGUUGAAAAUGUAAGCAAAAGUGCUCGUCACGAACAGGAAAGUGAAGUUUCCAAACCAGAGAAUGGUUUAGAUAAAACAGUUAAAACUGAGGAAAAAAUGGAUGUCGAUGAGGACAAAGCAAUUGCUGAUGUAAACGAUGAAAACGAGCUGCCAAUGGAGAUAAUUCCUUCACCAGAACCCGUCGAAGUGAGCAAGAAAAAGCGAAUUUCCGAACAAAAAUCGAAAAUAGAACGAUUGAAAGAAGAUUUACGAUGUGAAGAAACCACAUUAACUUUGUUGCGUAAACUUCUCGAGUCGCAGCGCGGUAAAAGUCUAUACAAGUCAUCGUCGAAACACGGCAACGUUGUUCCUAGUUUGCAUCCUAAGCCACAACAAAUCGCUCCUAAAAAUCUGUCAUCUUCCAAACCAUCUUCGCUUCAAUCUACUAAAGCUUCAUCCAACGCAAGUCAACCUGUUCAAAAGUAUUAUAUUCAAGUUGGAAACCAAUUAGUUCCCGCCCCUCCGCCAGGCACCCCUGGGAGUGGACCAGUUUAUCAAUAUGCAAAUGGCACUUCGAAUUCGCAUUCAAGUUACCAAAGUCAGCCACUGUCUAAACCUCUUCCUCCGCCGAAACAAACUCCUGAACAAAAGCAAGAUGCUGCCAAAGCUGCACUACGACGUCAAUUAGAACAAACAUUGUUGCAGAUUCCACCGCCACGACCUCCGCCAGCCGACUGGAAAGCCAUUCCUAAUGUAAACAGUAUGGAUUUUAUGAUGUUAGUUGGCUUAGAUGAAGUCGUUGACACCAUACUUGACAUGGAUUUUAAACCUACUUUAAAGACUGCUUUAGAGGAGUUAACUCCUUAUAACCCGCGUAUUUGUUCGCAGUGCACGGUGGAUUUUUCGCCAUGUUGGAAAACAAAGGAGGGCGACGUGAAAGGUUUUGUGUUGUGCGAACGUUGUGCAUUGCAAAAUGUUAAGAAAGAAUUAAAAGCGGAACACACAUCUCGAUUGAAAUCAGCUUUCUUGAAAGCUUUAAAACAAGAACAAGAAAUCGAAGAAAAAAUAAAAGCAGGGGAAGACGUCAAUAUAGGUAAUUUAACCGGCAACGAAAAAUCUGACCGCGGCGUACAAUCUCCGCAGCAGAGCUCUUCCCAUGCUUCGUCGCCACAGCCACCAACAUCUGUUCAGCAAACAGGUAGCCAUGCUCCAACCCCUACCGAACGCCACCACCAGUCAUCUAGUCACCACCACCGCCAUCAAGUUGUACAACACUACCCUCACCCUCAAUCGUUAGUUCAGCAGCUUCACCACCAACAUAUACAACAACAGCAGUUAGAAAUGGAGCCAAGCUCGCGACACUCUUCGAGAUGGCAUCCGUACAUUCCGCCAUCUUCACACCACCACAGAGAUCAUCAUCCAGUACACCACCGACCGUAUGCGUCCUCUUCGUCAUCUGUUGGGGAGGGAAGCCCUCAUCAAGAAUACUAUGUUGUGCAUCACCCACAACAUGCUGGAGUGCGUUACCUAAAUCGUUAACACUGGGCGCCAGUGAUUUAUGAGCUGAUUUAUAGUUGACUGGCAACCGCUGUUUGCUCCAGAAGCUCGAUGAUGUAGCAAUGGGUAGGAACAACCAGUACAAAUACGAUGCAAUGUUUAAUAUUUAAACGCAUUAAUGUGGUCGAUGUUUUGGCUGAAUAACAUUUUGUACAAUCAAUCCCUAGGCGUAGACUAUCGAUAGAAUUUAUAAACAGAUUUCCGAAACAAGGUUUUAUGUCUCGUCACUGCUUUUGAGGAGAAAGAUUUAUUGAUGUGUUGCGUGUAACUUUAGCUGACCUUGAAUGCGGUGUCCUCGUGAAAUGUAAAUGCAUAAUUUAAGACGUUUUAAAUUUAAGUUUUAUGUGUACACGCCCAUGUCUCGAAAUUCCUUGUUCCGUUUUGUCGUGAAACUCAGAAAAGGACUUUGUGUUGAGUUUUUGUCAUCUUUAAGAAUCAUGUUGUAGUUGAUUAAUUUUCGCGAAUUUUAGCCAUAUUCGCGAAAAUAUGUCUGCGCAAAAAUUUUCAGUAAGAUCGAUUCGCGAAAUUGCUGAAAAAAAUGAUAUGCUAAAAUUUAUCGUGAUUUUAUUAUUAUUUUUUUCCUUAGUAAAUUUUCUCUUUUGUAGUUGUUAAAAAUAUUGGUCAGCCUCUGUGAUACGAGCAUUUUGAAUCUUAUCCCAACAGGUAUAAAAAAUUUAAAAUUGUAAAAAAAUUAUAAAAUUUACGAAAAUAAUUCUUCGUAAAAAAAUGUGUAAAUAGCUCAUUUGCGAGAUAUCUUCAUAACCGAUUCGCAAAUAUUUAUUUUCGCAAAAUUGCAUUUAGCGAAAAUAAGUAUUCUCGAAAAUUAAUCAACUAAAAUACUUUUAAGAACUUCAAUUCUCAUUUUUCAAGUAUUCUAUUCCAAAAAAUAUACUUUUCUCAUUCAUAACAAGUAAUCGGUUGCGUUUGUGUCUGAGAAUUGAUUUGCAUCUGUGAUGCUAGCCUUCUUUGUAUCGGCGCUCGGUUUUUCGUGUCGCAUUUACAUGAAACAUUUUCGGAGAUAUUACAACAUUUUUUUUAUAAAGAAAAUGUAUGAAAUUAUAAAUGUACGAUUAUUUAUCAA